Planococcus citri (citrus mealybug) is the source of this 986-nucleotide messenger RNA. RefSeq names its product larval cuticle protein A3A-like. Bases 149 to 823 code for a protein of 224 amino acids. The record is from RefSeq and is a predicted model, not a curated record. NCBI's taxonomy places the organism in Eukaryota, Metazoa, Arthropoda, Insecta, Hemiptera, Pseudococcidae. The transcript has 2 exons. Gene Ontology annotation, cellular component: extracellular matrix.
GGGGGUAGUGGGAUAAUACAUUGAGUAGUAUUUAUAAGAGAAAUUUUUACUCCAUUGUGGUCAGUGUUUGAUUAUCAUUCUUUCAAGUUAUCAGAUUCGAUUUGGUUUUCAACAGUUAAGCCGUUGAGUUUAUUUUCAUCACAUCAAAAUGGUGUUCAGAACGAUAAUCUCGCUUUUCGCCGUCAUCGCUGCCAUCGAAGCCGGUUUCAGUCCGUUAGCUUACUCAGCAUAUCCCUACUCACCCUACUCAGCAUACCCAUACGCAUUGCCUUUCGCCAGCCCUUACGCUUAUCCUUCGGCUGUACCGGUCAAAACUCUAGCUCCAGUCGCAGCAGCACCUUUUGCCAGAGCUGUAGCAGCCCCAGGUCCUUUAGUCCGAGCCCUUCCAGCAGCUCCAGUCGCAGCAGUUGCUCCAGCUCCAUUUGUUAGAUCCGCCAUACCAGCUCCUUUCACAGCACCGGUAGCUCCAGUAGCAGCUCCAAUCGCUCCUGCACCAUUUGCUGCUGCCUCAGUUCCAGUUCCAGUUGCCGCUCCAGUUCCAGUAGCUGCAGCCAAAAUCGACUACGCUGAUGCUUACCCCCAAUACCAGUACGCUUACAAUGUCCAAGAUACGUUGACCGGUGACUCGAAAGCUCAAGAAGAGUUCAGAGAAGGUGAUGUAGUCAAAGGAAGGUACAGUCUGAUUGAAGCUGACGGUAGCAGAAGAACUGUUAACUAUUAUGCCGAUCCUUUGAAUGGAUUUAACGCUGUGGUACAAAAAGAACUGCCUGUUGUAGCUGCCGCUCCCAUUGUUAAGGCUGCUCCGGCUAUCGUAUCGGUGUAAAUAGCUGAUAUGGCCUGGUUUGAAUUUUCAUCUUUCCGAAUGAUCUACCUACUUGUAGUAUUACUCUGUUAUAUUAAUAUGUGAAUAUUUCACUAUAUGUUCUGUUGAUGUUUCUCUGCAUGUGCCUUACUAUGUUUCCUAAUAAAGUCGUUUUUAUACAAUA